This is a messenger RNA of Schistocerca gregaria, 3651 nucleotides long. It is a transcript of the gene aln, whose product is annotated as divergent protein kinase domain 1C. NCBI's taxonomy places the organism in Eukaryota, Metazoa, Arthropoda, Insecta, Orthoptera, Acrididae. The transcript is spliced from 2 exons. The record is from RefSeq and is a predicted model, not a curated record. Bases 329 to 1564 code for a protein of 411 amino acids.
CUUAACGAACUGUGAAAAGAAAUGGGAGAUGCAGUUUUCUGCACUUCUCGUGUUGACAACUACUGGUCGAAGUGCAAUCGACAGAACUGCCGAUAUCCUAACCCGCAACGAGAUUAUCCAGGGUUGGAACCAAAGUUGCUCAUGUUGCUGACACUUGCUUCGCUCCUAGAGUGUAUAGUCUUUGAGACGCAAGAGCCCAGACAUACACAAUUGACAGAUGCACUGGCAAAGUGGGCGUCGUAGCUGUGCGAGUCCAAUGAACAAGUUUCCCGUACGCGGAGCUCCUCCCCGUGAUCGCAGAUAUGUAGUGAUUUGAGAGAUAUGAACAAUGCUGCAUUUAAAUAGACUCCCUGGUAUUGUGUAUAAUAAUCGCUAUCGUGCUUUAAUAUGCUUGCUGUUGAUCAUAAUAGCAACGUAUUAUCUAGUUCAGUGGGGCAUAAUGUGUACAAACAUAGAAAGCUGGCAACAUGUUGGCAAACUGUGCCAACUAUACAGAAAAGGAGAAGCUACCGGUAAUUUAUGCAAACCUCUGUGCAUAGACAAACAGAUUCGUUCUCUCAAGUGCCACGCUUUUCAUGCCGGAAAGGAAGCAGUCUUCUCGGCCGACUGGGAGGGAACACGUCUCGUAUUUAAAACUUCGCAAAGGAUAAAGGAUGAAUACACGGAACCGGUAACUUGGCUCAAAACUCGCGGCCUAGAAAAUUACCCAAACGAAGACGAAUUUAAGAUGAUGAUUCGCGACGUUAUCGCCCUGAAAUUAAAUGUGUCAAUAUCAAAUGAUCAGCUGAAAAGGCUCAGUCGUUUAGGCUUCUCCAAACACAAUGAUAUUUCCGAACGGCAUAAUGAAAUGAAAAAUAUUUGGGCUCUGUUACAGGAUAAUGAAUAUCUGUGCUCAGUUUUGUAUGCCGACAGGGAUCUAUUCCCACAACUGAUAGGCACAUGUGGGCCAUUUUUCGCUGUUGAAUAUGUGGAACCCAUUAAAAGUGCACCAACAAUAUUAUCACUGUCUGACAGCCGUGAUGAAUGGGCUGGUCGUGUGAAAAUGGCAGUCAUGAUUAUGGACCUACUAGACGAACUAGAUACAAAUCUGCCUGAGCCUUUUCACUUGUGUGAUGUUAAGGUGAGUCACUUCGGAUUGACAAAGGGUGAACAAAGAGUCAAGUUUUUAGACCUGGACUCCGUUUUGCCACGUUCAGUUGUGGGCCAUAUCACUGGAGGUGGACAGCAAUGUACAAAGCAUGAAGACUGUGAUUACUUCGAUUGCCGUUCCAAGUGUAACCUCAAGAAAUUGCGCUGCGAUGCUCCAGUGGUGAAUAACAAUUUACAGAUAGUGUGUGAAAAAAUUUUUCUGGGAUGGACAUUAUCAAAUACACUUGUUCUACCUGGACUACUAAUGUCAGAACAUACUCCUCCCUCUUUAGCAGCUUUGCUUCGCAUUUGUGCUAAUCCAGAGCAUAAGAAAGAAGGGCUUGCAAGGGCACCUGCCUCAAGGGAUGUGCAAAGACGACUUUAUGCAACUUUAACUGAAAUGCGAAAUAUUCUUGACAAUGAUUUAUUUGUCUGAAUUUGUUAACUUUUCUAAAUACCAUUUCCAUCCUGCUUGUGUAUAUGUGGGCUUAACCUCCUCCUUGUGCAUUGUGUAGACUUUUACUGGAAGAAGCAUUAACAUAUACAUUCCAGUGUCCGUAUGUAAAUGAAACCACAGAGUGCUGCAAAAUGCUGUUAGCUAAUGACCUAGAACAGCGUGCAUAAAAAUGAAUUAAAAAUGUGUUUUGGUAUUCCUACAUUCUAACCAAUGUUUUGCAGAAUUGGAGACUGUUCUAAAACUGAUUCAUAAGUGUAAGACAGAUGGAAACACAAGUGUGUACUAAAAAAUAAAUGUUGCAGAUGUGUCUUCAAUGUUUUACUGCAAGAGAAAUUUUAUGAUAAAUUACUAGAAAAUGUGAUGGGAGUUAUUCGGCUACUAAGGACUGUUGUUAAUUUCUGGGCAACAGCAAAGAGCAGUGCAUAAGUUAAGUCAGAGCUUUUUGUAGGCCUAUAUGUUUUCAUGGUAUCUCUAUUGUAGUUAUAGUGUGCAUAACAGAAAGAUUAGCUGUUAGUGUAUUAAAAAUGUAUGUUAUCUGGCUUAGUUAUGAUUUAACAGUUCGAGUACAUGCCUAUUUCUGACAAAAAGGUCCCCAUCCAGCAGACAAACCAACAUCAAUAUUUUCUUACACUAAGACAUACUGUAGAGAGAUAGACUUAAUCCAGUAUGUUGGCAGACGAGCCUGAGGACAAAACUCUACCCUCCCACCAUUUUUAUCCAACUGACCAUGAACCAAGGAUGAAAUUUUUUAUAAUGGUAGAACUUUAAAGGCCUAACAUUGUUUCAAUGUGCCACUGUGAUUUUGCAACCCCAGUUUCAAGAGCAAGUGAGUAGUCUGAGGUUACAGAAAUGACAUGUGAAAUGAGCUGGUGAGCAAAAGCGUACAGUUGAUAGUAGUAAAUGUGUGAGAACUAGAAAAGCAUGGAAUUAAUCACAGGCUGGUGUGGCACACAGCAGGAUGCAAACCUUUUGUAACCAUUACGACAGCUUACUUGAAUGUCAGCUCUCAAGCGACCUUGUGUACAUGUUAAGUGACUGGAGUAUGAGCAAGCAAGUGCAAGUGCAGUGCUCUCUCUCUCUCUCUCUCUCUCUCUUCCCUCCCUCAUAACAUGUGGGGGGGGGGGGGGGGGGCACACAAAAAGGAAUCUGCUUCCCACGAAACACUUUUACACUACUGUAAUAUGUUGUGUAACAGUAUUUACUUUCCCCCCUUCCUUUUGCUAAGUGCACCUACCUUUUAGAUCAUUAGUACCCCUGUAGUCUGGUGCUAUGCUAUUGUCAUUCCUCACUUUCAUGCAUGCAGGUUCUUAACUUGUGUAACUUUUUUUUCAAGAGGUACAGUAUAAUUGCACUUUCACUGUAGCUGCUAAUUUUCGUAUUAACGAAGAUUAAUUCCCUUAUCGUGCAUAAUGAUAUUUCCAGUUGGAACUACACUUUUAGAUAACCUUUUGCAUGCUAUGGUAAUCAUAUAGCAUUCACCUGUCCCCUACCACACCUCUCUCAGUUUUGAGAUGAAUGUUACUUAUUCCCGAAGGAUUCUAUCACCCUGCACAGGAAUAUGGGCUGUUUUGAAACAUUGUCAGAUUUAUUUCCUCUGGUCUGGAGGUCAAAAAGUUUUUUUCUCUCUAUCUGUGUAGUUCUUGUUUUAAUCUUCAUGAAACUUGUUACAAGGGCCAUUACUUAUGUUUGUAAAACAGUAUAGCAUACCUAACAUGUUUAAUAGGCUACAAAACUUUCAUAUUAUAUCAAAGUACUUACGGACAGUUGAAGUCACCUUGAUGUGAAUAUCCAACAUUUUAUGCAAUUGUUUACUUUAAAUUUUUAAUGAACUAAUUAUGUGGAAAGAAUGAGAUAUGUAAGAAUAUUCACUUUUCAACAUUUUUCGAAAUUCUUGACUUAUUUUAAGGGUUCUUCACUACUACUUAUAAAACAUGAAAUGUAUCAGCACAGAUAUUUACUGAAUUUAAUUAUUAUUUUUCUGCAUAAAGCUUCAUGCUAAAGGGAAGAUUCGAACCUCCGGCAGGAGGGUGAAAUGGUGCCUCAAACCACGUGGCUACUGUGAUCUG